Messenger RNA from Racocetra fulgida, 409 nucleotides. The record is from the annotation of a GenBank genome assembly. NCBI's taxonomy places the organism in Eukaryota, Fungi, Glomeromycota, Glomeromycetes, Diversisporales, Gigasporaceae.
CUAUGUUUUAGGCGAACAUGGUGAUUCGCAGAUUAUUGCAUGGUCUUCUGCACAUGUUGGAGGCAAGCGUUUGUUGGACUUUCCCGAAGUGCAAAAUUUAGAUAAAGAUGCUGUUGCUAAAGAAAUUGCGAGUAAAGCCUACAAAAUUAUCGAACUUAAAGGUGCGACUUAUUUCGGAAUUGCUGGAUGUGUGUCCAUGUUGGUUCAGUGUAUUGUAUUGAAUCAGAAACAUGUAAGACCGUUGAGUACUUAUAUUAAAGAAUACGACUGUGCAUUUAGUAUGCCCGUCGUAUUGGGAAGUCAAGGUAUUGAAAAAGUAAUUGAUGUUUCGUUGAGUGAAGAAGAAAAGAAUAAAUUGAGAUGUUCAGCCUCGAAUUUGAAAUCAAUUUGUGCUAAGUAUUUAGAUAAG